Brassica oleracea var. oleracea is the source of this 806-nucleotide messenger RNA. RefSeq lists its product as uncharacterized. The transcript has a single exon. The record is from RefSeq and is a predicted model, not a curated record. The coding region runs from base 158 to 574 and encodes 138 amino acids. NCBI's taxonomy places the organism in Eukaryota, Viridiplantae, Streptophyta, Magnoliopsida, Brassicales, Brassicaceae.
AACUCACUAAUCAUUUACAAACAUAAACUUGAGCAGGAACCGAAGAAAAGGACCGUGUUACCCUUUUCUUCUUCCUCUCUUUCCUUCCCACCACCACCAUCUCUUCUCCCUCUCCGGGAACGUUAAUUCAAGAUUCGCCCUUUCUAGUCUUAUAACGAUGGGAACCGAAGUCAUCAGGCCUCAGGACUGUUUGGUUAACCGGAUGAGAGAUUCUCCGGCGACCAUUUUUCACCAUCCCCGGAGAAAUCAUUCUCACCGGAGACCGCCUCUCCGACCUGACCAAAGGAGACGGUUCGGAUCCGUUGACUUCAGAACGACCGCGAAGGACGGCGUUAGGAGAAGAGGAGAGUCUUUUGAUUCGUUUUCGAACAUCAAGGCUCGGAGAUCAAAUGCACCGGAAGUCUCUCCCGACGAUAUCUACGCCGGGUCUUCCAUUUUCCUUGUUUCUCCGGCGCCGAGCUCGCUACCUUUGCCGUCGUUCUCGAGGAGAAACGCGAAAAGCCAGGUCGUUGUUGUUUCCGUUGAUGAUUCGGCGUCUCAGGAUCUCCGGCGACUUCUCCGGCUUGAAUUUUGAGUUAACGCGGGAAACUUAACGGGAUCGUCAGCUAUAUAACGGUUCUCAUAUGUAUUUAAAUCUGGGAAUCGUCUCCGUUAUUGUUUUACUAAUCUGUCCUUCCUUUGAAUAAUUUGUUACAGAAUGGGAUGGGUCUGAGUGAUCGUAUAAAAAAAAAAGUACAGGGUCAGAUUUAGAAACAAAUGUUAAAUAUUAGCUGACUUUUCAGUUUUAUUUGGUUAUAUGGAUUUAA